Talaromyces stipitatus ATCC 10500 is the source of this 2187-nucleotide messenger RNA. RefSeq names its product short-chain dehydrogenase, putative. The transcript is spliced from 9 exons. The record is from RefSeq and is a predicted model, not a curated record. Gene Ontology annotation, molecular function: 3-beta-hydroxysteroid 3-dehydrogenase (NADP+) activity. Gene Ontology annotation, cellular component: lipid droplet; mitochondrial outer membrane; endoplasmic reticulum membrane. NCBI's taxonomy places the organism in Eukaryota, Fungi, Ascomycota, Eurotiomycetes, Eurotiales, Trichocomaceae. The coding region runs from base 1 to 2187 and encodes 728 amino acids.
AUGGCCAGCUCCGUGCUCUUGGCAGGCGCAAAUGGCUCGCUCGCCAUGCCAGCCAUCCAACAUCUUUUAUCCACCUAUCCUACUAUAUCCGCCAUCUUAGCGGUGCGUAAUACUUCUGCCUCGGAUCCAAAUACUCGUCGUCUACUUGAAAUUAUUGCCCCAUUCAAGGACCGUGUGUCUCUCCGGUCUCUUGACCUAGCCGACCUGUCCUCUGUCCACAGCUUUGCCAAUUCGUUGGCCGCAGAGAUUGCCUCGGGCGCUGUUCCUGCAUUGGCCAGCAUUAUAUGCAACGCCUUUUACUGGAACCUAGCUAGCCUGCCCGAACUAACUAGCGAUGGGUUUGAGAAGACCUUCCAGAUCAAUCAUCUUGCCCAUGCGGCGCUCAUUCUGCGUCUACUAGGCUCCUGUACCGCUAAUGCCCGAAUCCUCGUUUUGGCCAGUGAUGCUCACUACCCCGGUAAGAAUUCGCUUGAAAAGUAUCCUCCGGCUUUACCGGAGGUGAAUGGGCAGAACGACCAAGGUGACUUCGACAUCCUCAUUUAUCCAGAGACCAAGACAAAGAAUGAUCCCAUGGGCUACGGGUUCCAACGCUAUGCUAAUUCCAAACUCGCCAUCGUCGCCUGGAUGUACGCGCUCAAUCGUCGCCUAUACAUCGCCACAACAAACGUAGCCGGCGACAACAACCACCGUCAGUUGAAGGAGGGCAUCACCGCCAUCGCAGUUAACCCGGGGAACCUCGGUGACUCGCGAGCAUUGCGCUCGAAUACGCCAACCAGCCUUCGGGUUAUGUCGCGGGUGAUCAUCAAACCCUUGAGCCCGUUGUUGCGGAUAAUGGUGGAUCCAACUAUGCGGACUGCAAAAGAUGCUGGAGUGGAUGUGAUCGAGCUGGCAGUUGGGAAGGAGUAUGCACAUGCGGAGGGAUAUUUUACGAUGCGAAAGAAGGAUGAAAGUUCGGUGGAGAGUAAAGAUGAGAUGAAACAGGAGGCUUUGUGGACCAAGACCUUACAUAAGAACAUGAUGAUGGUUAGUAAUCAAGACGAAAGGCCCAGCCGAUGCAGCGACCUACCAAGAUAUCCAUUGACAUGGACAGCGUGCCUCCAAACGGAACCCACCACGCCUAAAAGCCUUGUCCGUCUCUUGGCCCGAUAUCAGAAACCGGAUUGGAUAUCCUUCGCCAUCUUCCGCGGAGGUAGCGGGAGGAUACAAGCGAUGAUUCACCCAGGGUUUGAUGCAGGUCUCGCCAUCGGUUGCAGUCAGGGUACGAACUUCGCUGCCCUUGAGGAGAGCAGCGGGCCAGAAACGAGGGUAGAAUAUGACUUCGAAGGCGAAGGCGCGCGGGGGAUUGGUAUUAUCGCGGUUGGUCGACCAUGGCGGUACCAAGUAACCCAGAUAGACGUACGCUAUAAUGGUGCGAUUAGCCUUAACGGCCAUCUUUUCGAUUCUGAUUCUUUUGUUAAAUACUUACUGAGAGACAAAUUAUACCACGAUUCUUUCUUCCUCUUGCAACUCGGCGCUCCGUCAUAUUUGGCCAAGCGAUCGAAAAAUAUGAACUCGGACAAUCAGCCUACCACUCCUCCAUCCCAGUCGCACGACUCGCCGCCGCAAAUCAGCCCACAUGAGCACGAUGUUCCUCCCGAGGGUGACUAUGGAUGGAUGUGCGUUGCGUCUACGUUUUGGAUCAACGCUCAUACAUGGGGGAUCAAUAGUGUAAGAAUAUCUUUGCAUAUGACAAUCAAUCUGAUUAUUGCCCUAGCUUCUGCUUUAAUUGCGUCUUCUGUUGCUCAUUUCUGGUUGACUAAAACGUCCUUCAGCGUAUUUAUUGCAUACUACCUAAGCCAUGAUCUAUUCCCUGGCACAAGUAGUCUGGAAUAUGCCUUUGUUGGCGGUCUCAGCAUGUCUUGCGCACUGUUGGUUGCACCUCUAGCGACUGCAGUCAUGGGUAGACUCGGUACUCGAGCAACCCUCAAGCUCUGUGUUUUGGUCUGGGAAUGGGAUUUCUUUUCGUUGGAACUAGUGGUAUCCUUGCUCAAUGGUUUCGACGCAAACGCAGCCUUGCAAAUGGCAUUACUACGACAAGGUUUUAUGCUUGAGAGAAUCGGCCUUCGUUGGACAUUCCGAGCGUUGGGAAUCAUAUGCCUUACCAUGAUCGUCACCGCAGCCAAUCUACUUCGAGACAGACUCUUCUAG